AUGGCAACUGGAGACAAGAGGAAAGACUGCCUGGAGAGAAUUCCCGAGGAAUGGAGGGCAAUAACAGUCAGGCAGCUGCAGGGAGUUCGGAAGGACAUCAUCAGACGCUGCCCUGCGCACAUUGCCAUGGAAGGCUUGAGCCAAAGUCGGUUUCACAACCGAGCCCGGGUCAGCCAGGAGGCUACGGGUGCCAUCGGCGCCUUUGUACCGGCCUCCGACAGCACCGAAAAGGAGGUCCACGUCAAAGUAGAAAAGGGAGUCUUCCAAGAAGGCCACAGCGUUCACAUCUCCGGCAAGGACUGUGGCGUGGUUACGUCCAUCAAGUGGUGUUCGGACAACUGGAACUCCGUCCGAGACUGGCAGACACCCUUAACUCCAGAGGAUGUUACCCUCUACGACUUCAACUACUACAGGCUCUCACCAUCCACCGUGCCGACGGGCAUCCUCACUGUAGGACUGACGGCAUCUGAAUGCAGCAGUGGCGAUGUCUGCCUUCAAGAGGACACCCGUGCAAAAGGCCGCAUCUCCUCCGUUGCAGACGAAGAGGUGAGGAUUUUGGUGGACAGGGGCCAAUUCGAAGUGAGCUAUCCGAUCACCAUCGCUGGCAAAGUGGUGGGUUCUGCAGAUGCCUUGCUCUGGAACGACGAGGUACGGCAUUGCAGCUACGUCGAGCUUCUGACCAAGAAGCCACAGAAGCCCAAGUAUUUCGUAUCCCAUUGGUGGGGGGAGGGCGUCUUGGACUUUGUGGCCUGCUUGGAGCAGCAUGCGACUAUUCAUUCACUGGGCUUGGAUGCGCCAUAUUGGGUUUGUGCUUAUGCCAACGACCAACAUGAGCUUGGGUCGGCUUUGGGCACAGACCCAAAAGCCAGCUCAUUCUUCCGUGCGCUGAUGGGCGAGGAGUGCAGGGGUGUUCUGCUGAUACUCAACCGCCCCAGGCCUGGCAAUAUUCCAGCAGGCGUGCCUUUCACGAGGAUCUGGUGCGUGUUUGAGCAGUUUGUGGCUCUGACUUCCGAGUAUUCUCCCAAGCUGUCAUUGGAUAUCUGCUCUUGGGACGGCAAGGCCGCUCAACUUCUGGUGCAGGGACUCACCGACGCCGAAUCCAAGGAGGAGAACUUUCUGCCAGGGAAGGGCUAUGGCAGAAAGCAGUCGAGAGAGGAGCACUUCCCUCUGGUGAUCUUGAAGCAGGGCCUUCAUGCCGAACUGCAGAAAGCGGAGGCGUCCGUCCCGGCAGAUCGAAAUCGAAUUCUCUCUUUGAUCUCAAAGCAGGAGAGUACAGAAGGAGAACCCCCUCGAGAACAUCCAGAGUACGACCGCGUCAACUGUGCACUGCGGGGCCUUUUCGCCAUCGCUGCGUGGCCUUGUGCAGUGAAAGCCGGACAGGUGAACUCCUUAGGUUUGGCGGAGACCUUGAAGGCCGACAUCAGCCUAAAGAGGCUUGAGAUGGCGUUCACCAACCUGAAGGGCAUGGACGAUGCGACUGCCAUGCUGCUAGGCAAGGCGCUUCCUCCAACCCUGGAGGAGCUCGUCCUGGGCUUUGUGAACACUGGCUUGGGCAACGAGGGAGCUAAGAACCUCGCACUGGCACUGAGUUCUUGCAGCAAUCUUCGCAAGGUGAAGUUGGAUUUCCAAAACACAGCUCUCGGAGACGCGGGCAUCGUGCAACUGUGCAAGUGCUUGGGCUCGUUGCCUGCACUCCGCGAUCUGAGAUUGGGCUUGUCCGAAACGCUGCUGGCUGAUGAAGGCAUCACUGCGAUUGCAGAGAUGUUGAAAUCGUCUGCUGCCUUUCGUCAGUUGGUCAAGCAUGAGAAAGGUUCCACUACCACUUCCACAUCCUUCCAGGAUUGGGAAAUAUCGGCGAACAGGCGUUUGGAGUUCGAUUUCGGAAAGACUCUGUUUCGUGACAAUGGCAUGGCCUUACUUUCCGAUGCGCUUGAGUCCCUUUCGCCCUUGCUGGCUUUGAACGUGAAUGUCUACGAAACUGAGCUCGGCGAUUCUGGCUUACAUCGAAUGGCAAAGGCACUCCAAAGCCAACAGCAGCUUCAAUACCUGAACUUGGUUAUGGCCAACACUCGUGUGAGCGACGAGGGCAUCAAGCAGCUGAUGACAGCGGUCUCCUCUUGGUUAACCAGCCUCGAGACCUUUAUGUUGAACCUCCGAGGCUGCACCAACAUCCUUGGCCCCGGCAUCGCGAGCUAUGCAGAUGCCCUCCGGUCGUUGAGAAGCCUGCGAAGCAUGAAGCUGAACCUUCGAAAUUGCUCGCAGCUGCAGAUGCUUGCUUUCAUGAACAGAGUCCUUGUCACGGAUUGGAACCCUCUGACCGUCUACAUCUGGAAUCAGCCGUAUCUGCGCUUCGCUGGUCAGAAGUAUGACGAGACCCUGUCGGACCGGAGUGAGUUCGUUCACCUUGUCAACAACUCGAUCAUCAAGCACAUGGAUGGCUUCCAGGAGAAAAACGAGGACUGUUUGGCUUUAAAAAAGCUGUUUUGA
Symbiodinium sp. CCMP2592 is the source of this 2487-nucleotide messenger RNA. The record is from the annotation of a GenBank genome assembly. NCBI's taxonomy places the organism in Eukaryota, Dinophyceae, Suessiales, Symbiodiniaceae.